Molecule: messenger RNA, 2682 nt
Organism: Caenorhabditis briggsae
Lineage: Eukaryota; Metazoa; Nematoda; Chromadorea; Rhabditida; Rhabditidae
Gene: Cbr-alx-1
Product: Protein CBR-ALX-1, isoform a
Exons: 9
Coding region: 1-2682 (893 amino acids)
Biological process (GO): mitotic cytokinesis
Cellular component (GO): endosome
Molecular function (GO): protein binding
Source: RefSeq, a predicted model, not a curated record
AUGGCUGCUUUUGGAUUCAUAAGCGCUCCUCUCAAAUCUACCAAUGAGGUCGAUCUCGUGAAGCCUCUCACAACUUACAUCGACAGCGUUUAUAAUACAUCGGAGGAUAAUAGAUCUGAUAUUACGGAGGCUGUCCAGGAACUUAAUAAACUACGCUCGAAAGCUUGCUGUCAACCAUUGGAUAAGCAUCAAAGUGCUCUUGAUGUUUUGACUAGAUAUUACGAUCAACUAGUUGCAAUUGAAAGCAAAAUAAUAAUCUCUGCAACUCAGAAUCCGGUUAUCUUCAAAUGGAAAGAUGCCUUUGACAAAGGCAGUCUUUUCUCCAGCCGUGCAUCACUAUCCUUAUCAGACGGAUCGUUCGAACGUGCCGCAGUCCUCUUCAACAUUGGCUCCUUGAUGUCUCAGAUAGCAGCAGCUCAACAAUUCCACACUGAUGACGAGAUCAAAAUUUCUGCCAAGUUGUUCCAACAAUCAGCUGGAGUUUUCGCUCGUCUUCGUGAUGUUGUUCUUGGAAUGGUUCAACAGGAACCAACUCCUGAUCUCAUGCCUGAUACUCUGGCUGCACUAUCUGCGCUGAUGGUUGCUCAAGCCCAAGAGGCUAUCUAUAUUAAAGGACAUAAAGAUAAAAUGAAAGCAGUAUCAAUGGUGAAAAUAUCAGCUCAAGUAGCCGAAUUCUAUGCCGACGCUCAAAAGAUGAUGACCAAAGACGUUGUUCGUGGAUUGUGGGAUAAGGAGUGGAGCAGCAUUGUGAACGGCAAAACUAUUGCAUACCAAGCUCUUGCGCAAUUCCAUCAAUCGGAAGUGAAUGGAGAGAGUCGUCAAAUUGGAGAACAACUUUCUCGUCUAGCUGAAUCAUUGAAGUUGUUUGAAACCGCUCAAAAGUAUUUGCCAAAAGACAUCACUGGUAUUUGGGAUAUCUAUCCAACAGUCAGCAAGGCACAUACUGCGGCCAAAAAAGAUAAUGAUUUCAUCUAUCACGAAAGAGUCGCUGAUUUCCGCUCACUCCCGGCUCUUCAAAAAGCCGUCCUCGCUAAGCCAACACCAGUCCCAAAUCCAAUAACACCUAACUUUAGAGACAUGUUUUCAUCACUUGUCCCCGUCCAGGUUCAUAAUGCUAUGCAAUCGUACGACGCUAGGAAAGCAGAGCUCGUAAAUAUGGAAACCGUUCGUAUGCGUGAGGCAACACAGUUGAUGAAUGGUGUUCUUGCUUCUUUGAAUCUUCCUGCUGCUCUGGAUGAUGUCACAUCUACCGAAACUCUUCCUGAAUCUAUCAAGAUGAAAUCAGCGAAGCUAAAACAAAACGGAGGCAGUGCCGAAAUUAUGCGGCUGUUCAACGAACUUCCCACGCUCUAUCAGCGCAACGAGGACAUUCUGACUGAAACUAGCCGUAUCCUUAAUGAAGAGAAAGAAAGUGACGACAACAUGCGUAAGCAGCUCGGAACUAAAUGGUCUCGUAUGUCUAGCGAUCAGCUUACUGGUCCACUUGUCACUGAAAUUGGAAAGUAUCGAGGAAUACUUCACACCGCUUCUAACGCUGAUAAAAUGGUCAGAGAAAAGUUUGAAGCUCAUCGACAAGGAAUUGAGUUAUUGUCGAAAAAUGAGACAGAACUCCGAUCUUCGAUACCUGGACAAACUGCUCAUGCUACUGGUGAAACCGAUACUGUUCGCCGUCUGAGACAAUUGAUGACUGAAUGGAGCGAAGUCACUACAGACAGAGAACUUCUCGAGAAAGAAUUGAAGAAUACCAAUUGCGAUAUUGCAAAUGAUUUCUUGAAGGCUUUGGCUGAGAAUCAACUUAUCAAUGAGGAGCAUAUUUCCAAAGAGAAAAUUGCACAAUUGUUCGGUGAUUUGAAGCGUCGAGUUCAAGUAUCUCUCGACAAGCAGGAAACGCUAAUAAACGAAAUUCAAUCCUCUAACAACAAGUUCACUGGAGAGAAAACUGGAUCUAGCACGGGAGCUGAAAGAGAGCGUAUUUUGAAGAUGUUGGCUCAGGCUUCGGAUGCCUACGCAGAGUUGAAAGCCAAUUUGGAAGAAGGGACAAAGUUCUACAAUGAUCUCACUCCGAUUCUCGUUCGUCUUCAACAGAAAGUUAGCGAUUUUGCAUUCGCCCGCCAAACGGAAAAGGAGGAUCUGAUGAGACAGCUUCAAUUGAGUAUUGUUUCCGCGCAAACUGCCAAAGCUGUCGUCGAUGGUGUGAAUAAUCUGGUAUCAUCUUAUUUUACUUCCGGAACCAGCACUGCUCCAUCGCCAGCCAACGCUCCACCACGACCACCACCACCACGUCCAGCUGCUCCAAGCGUAGAGUCUCCAAUUCCACCUCCAAGAACACAACAAGCUAUGCAAGCUACACCUGGAGCUCCUCAACAACAAGCUACGUAUAAUCCCUAUCAGCAGCAGCCACAAAUGCAACAAUUCCAACAACACCCUGGAUAUUAUCAGCAACAAGUUCCAUACGGUGUGUUUUUGUGUUUCAUGACAUUACUAACAAGGCAACCACAACCACAAAUGAUGUUCCAACCUCAAUACCAACCGACAUUCGCUGCUCCAUACCCAACGUUCCCUGGAGCCUUCCCGUCAUACCAACAACAACAGUGGCCACAACAGCAACAACAAGGAGGGUUCCCACCGAAUCCACAGUUCGGACAGCAAAACCAACAAGGAGGAACCAAUCCAUUCCAGUAG